This is a messenger RNA of Meloidogyne enterolobii, 531 nucleotides long. The record is from the annotation of a GenBank genome assembly. NCBI's taxonomy places the organism in Eukaryota, Metazoa, Nematoda, Chromadorea, Rhabditida, Meloidogynidae.
AUGAGAACAACAAAUAACAGUUCUGUGCCUUUACGUGCAGCUGAUGCUGCUGUAGGGAGGGUAGAACCUAUUCGUAGUUGGAUAGAGACUGGGGGAAUGCAUUAUGUUCAGGCAGAUGUUCUGCCCAUUGGGGAUGAGGAGGAGGAAGAAGAAGAAGAUGGAGGGGAGGGAAGUGAGGGUGAUAAUGAAGAUAUGCUUUUUUACCUUAUUACCGAUGUCUUUCCUUCUUCCAAUGUUAAAGAUAUGCGUAGAUUUGCUUAUGAAUUAUUCUCUACUUUUCUUAUUCCUGGUGCCCCUCUGCAAUUGCCUAACAUAUCCCAACAUGAUAUUCAGGCUAUUGACAAGAUUUUAAUAAAAAUGUCUUCAACCCCUUCAACCUCUACUCAACAACAAGAUAUUGAACAAUUACGUAAACUCUUUAUACCAACAAGAACAAAAGCUGUUGGGCAAAUUAACGAACAAUUAUCCUUAUUCAGAAGGAAAAAACAUUUGGGUAGAAAAUUUCAGAAAAUCUUUGUCAAAAAUUUCUAA